AUGGCUACAGUGAGGGGAAAGGAACUUCACUGCAGACAUGAUGCUGCUGAUGGGAUUGGUGCUGAGUACGUUGAUGCUGAGGACCUUGCGAAAUGUACUCUCCUGGACGAACAGGAUUGUCCUGGUGGCUUCAUUUAUUUUAGUCAUUGCUACAAGUUUGUUCUUGAGAAAAGGACUUGGAUUGAUGCUGAGUUGUACUGCCGAACGCUGGCUCCUGGUGGUCAUCUUGCUUCCAUACACUCGGAGGAACAGAAUGAAAUUAUUAUUAAGAAUUCAUCUCCAUCUACAAAUUUUUGGAUUGGCUUGAAUGAUAUCUACAAGGAUGGGACGUUCCUCUGGACUGAUGGAUCUUCAACAGAUUUUAUAAAUUGGAAGAUGAAUCAACCCGAUAACUAUCAGGGGAAAGAACAUUGUGUGCAGACCACCGGGAAGUUACUUUACUGGAACGAUUUGAUCUGCAAUGUCAAAUUACAUUCCCUUUGCUCCUACAAACUGCCAGGUCUCUGCUCCACUAAAAGAAUCCAAAAAUGCUCCAUGGAUCCUGUCUGGAAGUGGAUGUAG
This is a messenger RNA of Hemiscyllium ocellatum (epaulette shark), 561 nucleotides long. Its product is annotated as C-type lectin Cal-like. The transcript has 6 exons. Gene Ontology annotation, molecular function: signaling receptor activity. The coding region runs from base 1 to 561 and encodes 186 amino acids. The record is from RefSeq and is a predicted model, not a curated record. Lineage: Eukaryota; Metazoa; Chordata; Chondrichthyes; Orectolobiformes; Hemiscylliidae.